Chara braunii is the source of this 1706-nucleotide messenger RNA. Lineage: Eukaryota; Viridiplantae; Streptophyta; Charophyceae; Charales; Characeae. The record is from the annotation of a GenBank genome assembly.
CGGAGCAGGGACGAAACAGAGCCACAGACCAGGUAAAAACGAGAGACAGAAGGUGAAAGGAUCCAUGCUGAUACACAGGAAAAUGCUCUUGAACUUCACGUCAGUGGAGCAGGGAAAGCGGUAUUUUAGCUUAGCAGAACUCCUAGAGGACAGGUUUGCAGCAGGAUCGAAGAGGGUGGAGAUCGUAUCAUCCGGAGGUGAGGUGUGGGGAGAAAAGUGGUCCAUUAUCCGGAGGAGGUACGGUACGUCGACUGUUGUGGUGGAUGGGAUGAAACUAUCACUAGGAAGAGCCAAGCAACAUCUAGAACGGGGAGAGAAAUUCAUAGUUGGGCCGGUGGUAAAGACUGAGAGUGUGACAAGUAGAGGGAAAGGGUAUCUCAGGCUGCUACUGGAGAUACUGAAGAAGCAAGUGAAGCUGAAGUAUUUCGAUGUCACGAAGCUGGUCUUCUUAUACAGGUGCGCCAGGGAAUUCAAAACGAAGACUACGAGGAGAACGUUGAAGGAGAAGAUAGCGGCGGUGAUCAGGAAGAAGACCGGAGUGAACAUCAGGCUGAAGGUUAAUGUGGGGGKGAAAUAUAGCCACCAACUGAGAAAGAGGAAGUUACAUGACACGGUAGUACUAUGCGUGGAGAAAAGGAGAGUUCAUCCGGUGCUUAAAACGGUGCUGCGACGCCGAGUGAGAGUGGUGUGGAAGAAGAACAGCACGGUUGAACAGGUAUUAGUAAAUCAUCGGAAGGCAGCUAGGGAAGCCACGGCGGUGUGUACUUGCAGCCAGGACAAGCCGCCAAGGGUGGAUGGACAUGUGUUAGCAAGGGUAGCACAGUGUCCGACGGUUCCUCCGUUCCUGCACAACGGGAAAACUGUUAUGCAGAGCGAGGCCGGUACAAGACCAACGGAAGUCCAGCGAGCUGUCGGAAUGUCCUUGGAAGUAGUCAUGAGGAGGGAUUUGCUCUGGGUAGCUGACACAAGUUUGUUCCAAGAGAUGGUUUCAGACCGAGCAGAGAAAAGACCAGCAUGCACGGAGGAGCAAGCGAGGGAGGUAGCAGCAAAGUUGAGCCAUCUUGUAGUUGUCCCGGUUGACAGGAACCCGGGGGAUCUAGUGGUCAUGUACCCAUCAACGUACCAUCAUGAUCUUCAGAUGAUGUUCAACUUGAAUGUCGCCUACCAGCAAGUAUACGAGUCAUCCGAGAAAGAGGUGCUGAAGCAAGUGAGGAUGGAGUAUAAGAAACAAGCCCUUGACAAGAUAGGGGCCUGGAACCCAGCAGCCAGGCUAGGGCAAGCUUAUGUGAUGCCGAAGCAUAAAGACCUGACGAGGUGGAGACCGAUAGCGCCGGCUUGUACAAAAGGGUCUAAGACCGCGGGGAGAAGGCUAGCGCGUCUACCGAAUUUCCUGCUUGAGAAGGUUCCCCAAGCCAAGCAUUUCAACGUGAAAGCUACAGCGAUGUUGAAACAGAACUUAGAGAUAGCGGGAAAAGGGUUGAGUGUAUUUGAUGAUAGGUCUAUGGCCCUGAUGGCCAGCUACGACAUCAAAGAGAUGUUCACCUCGCUGCCGCACGUGGCGAUUUAGCGUGCUGUUGAUUGGCUGCUGCAACAGUGGGAGUUGAGAGGAGUGUAUAAGGUGAGCUUGAGCAGAAGAGGUUGAGUGGUAACUCUUAGUAGGAAGAGCCCGGGGCCAGGCUAUGUGACAAUCAAAUUCUCUCAGAUUC